AUGAGUCACAAGCAUCAAACACUCCGCUUUGUGGACGACCCGACUGCCGGGGAGGGCAUCUGGGGAUACCCCACGAGCAAAGCCAACUUCUGCGAGGAGGACUACGUCUUCACGAGGUAUAUCGCAGAAUUCAUCAACUGCCUAUCUAAUGCCACCUACAUCUACUUCGCCCUCAAGUACCCCCGCGCCAACUCCAAGGCGUCGGUGCCCUGGUACCGCACCCUCGACAUCCAAUCCGUCGGCCUCCUCCUCGUCGGCAUCUUCUCCGGCGUCUUCCACGGCACGAUGCACCAGGAAACCCAGCUCCUAGACGACCUCUCCAUGCUGAUCCUCGCCGGCUCGCUCGUGCAGCCGCUCUAUGUCUACCGCCAGUCCUCCCUCGUCGGCGCCGCCGUCAUCGCACUGCUGUGGGGCGGCAUCGGCACCAUGGCCGUCAUCUACGUGCGCUCCGGCGACAUCUUCAUCCACGUCAUGACCUUCACCGCGCUGCUCACCUUCGUCUGGCCGCGCACGCUGUACCUGGUCUACUGGACGGGGCUGCACUCCAAGGAGGAGAAGAAGGUCUUCAUGCGCUACUUCUGGAAGGCCGUCUUUGCGUUGAUCUUUGGCUUCACGCUGUGGCAUAUCGACUUGGAGUACUGCGCCGAGUUGAGGGCUGCGAGGAAGGCGGUCGGACUGCCGGUCGCGUGGUUAUUGGAGUUGCAUGGGUGGUGGCAUAUCUUUACUGCUCUUGGAGCGAGCUGGUACAUGCGGUUGAUCAGGAUGGUUACGGAGGACGGCCGUACCGGUUCCGAGAAGAAGCAAAAGUAG
This is a messenger RNA of Colletotrichum siamense, 810 nucleotides long. RefSeq names its product Alkaline ceramidase YDC1 (gene YDC1). The record is from RefSeq and is a predicted model, not a curated record. Gene Ontology annotation, cellular component: endoplasmic reticulum membrane. NCBI's taxonomy places the organism in Eukaryota, Fungi, Ascomycota, Sordariomycetes, Glomerellales, Glomerellaceae. The transcript has 3 exons. Gene Ontology annotation, biological process: ceramide catabolic process; ceramide biosynthetic process. The coding region runs from base 1 to 810 and encodes 269 amino acids.